This is a messenger RNA of Hyposmocoma kahamanoa, 576 nucleotides long. RefSeq lists its product as uncharacterized. The record is from RefSeq and is a predicted model, not a curated record. The transcript has a single exon. Lineage: Eukaryota; Metazoa; Arthropoda; Insecta; Lepidoptera; Cosmopterigidae. The coding region runs from base 1 to 576 and encodes 191 amino acids.
AUGGGGGACUAUGAGGCCAAACUCCAGGCUUCGGAUACUUCUCCUGCUCACCGCAAUAUUGCAUCGCUUUCCCAGGACUUUGUACUUCAGACUAUGUCUAAACUUAAGGCUCAGAUCGAGCUUAUAUCUUUGGGUCUUGACCGCCAUGAAACAUUUUUGCGCAAAAAGGUCCUGCUUUUCCAUGGUGUAGCUGAGAACAAGGAAGAACAAUUAAAUUCAGUAAUUGUGAAAUUGUUGCAUAACCAAUUGCAUUUAGCGGAAAUCCAUGAAAAACACUUACUGGCUUGUCACCGUUUGGGACCAUGGAGAUCCUCACAAAGUAAACCUAGAGCUGUGCUGGUUCGAUUUGGUGAUUUCGAACUUCGCCGAUCUGUCUGGGACAGUAAAACUGCGUUGAAGGGCUCUGGUAUCACCAUAUCUGAGUUUCUGACUAAGGCGAGGCACUCCACAUUUGUCGCAGCUCGUAAGCACUUCGGUGUUAAUCGGUGCUGGUCUACAGUGGGGAAAAUCAUGAUCGUUCUUCCUGAUAAGACCAAAACGAAAGUAGAGUCAAAAAAUCAGGAAAAGAAACAUUAA